Molecule: messenger RNA, 921 nt
Organism: Trypanosoma theileri
Lineage: Eukaryota; Euglenozoa; Kinetoplastea; Trypanosomatida; Trypanosomatidae
Product: rar1
Exons: 1
Coding region: 1-921 (306 amino acids)
Source: RefSeq, a predicted model, not a curated record
AUGAAGGUGUAUUUUGUAUAUGAGGGAAAAGAUACGAAUGGUUGCGUGGUUGACGAUAGCCUGGAAGAGGUAUACAAGGUAAAGAUAGACCUCCCGGUGAAGUGGCUCACUGGUCCAUGUGAACAGCUUCUCCGUUUUAUUGUUUCUACGUACAAUAAGAAGCAACCUAAGAGACCUCUUGUGGUUGAAGAAAUUAGCCUGUGGAAUGGAAAUGUAGAGUUGAAGCCGUCAGAUAUCGUGGAAACACGAGUGCAUGAGUACAAUGAUGUUCACAUUCGGCAUAUAGCAAAGUCUGUACAGCAAUUGCAGCAACCAGGAUCUGUUCCUUGCACCAACUAUGGAUGUGGAAAGUUCUUUCUCCCAGAGGAAAAUAACGACACAGCGUGCAAACACCACGCAGAACCUCCAGUCUUUCAUGAUAUUGAAAAGUAUUGGCGUUGUUGUCCCACGCGGCGUGUGCGUGACUGGGAUGACUUCAAUGCCAUUCCACCUUGCUGUAUUGGCCCACAUAGCACAGAAAACCGACAGGUCUCUUUCUCAAGUGAACCUAUUGUAAAUGUUCCGCUAUCACAGGAUCAGUUAAAGGCGACAGAAGCAGGCGCAUCUUCUGCAGCGACGACUGUACAAGACGGUGUUGCGCCUCGUCGCACGAAUGGACCAAGGGAGUUCGAAGGUGCAGUGGCCGCACAAGGACAAGCACCGCAGGAGAUCAUUGACGGCAAAGCCAGAUGUCGAAACUACGGAUGUCAGCAAGAGUUUGUGGUAAGUGAGAAUAAUCCAACAGCGUGCCGGUAUCACAGUGGGGGACCUGUAUUCUGGGAUACAUACAAGUACUGGAAAUGUUGUCCAGAUAAGAAGCGUUAUGAAUUUGAUGAUUUUGUAAAGGUACCUGGAUGCACAGUGGGACCGCAUCAGUUGUAA